AUGGGGAUGAGGACGUGCAGCGCGAAGGAAGGGGUGAAGAGAGGGGCAUGGACGAGCAAGGAGGACCAAACCUUGGCCUCCUACAUCAAGGCCCAUGGCGAAGGCAGAUGGAAGGAAGUCCCCCUCAAAGCCGGUCUGCGGCGGUGCGGCAAGAGCUGCCGGCUGCGGUGGCUCAACUACCUCCGGCCGAGCAUCAAGCGGGGCAACAUCUCCGACGACGACGAGGAGCUCAUCGUCAGGCUCCACCGCCUCCUCGGCAACAGGUGGUCCCUCAUCGCGGGCAGGCUGCCCGGCCGAACAGACAACGAAAUCAAGAACUACUGGAACAGCACCCUUGGCCGGAAGGCGCUCCCGGCGCGACUGGACACCACCAGGACGGUCGCCACACCCUGCCCCUCCGCCAGCUCCGGCUCCUCCACCGGGGCGUCGACAGCAUGGCUUUCCUCUAACUGCGGGGAUGGUACAAGUGCCAAGGCUGCGGGGCUGCUGUCGUCGGCCUCGGUGUGGGUGCCCAAGCCCGUGAGGUGCACAGGCGGUCUCUUCCUCAGCCGGGAUGCGCCGCCCCCGCCGGUCAUGGAGACGCGGGCCGUGGGAGGAGACGCAGAUGAGUGCAGCGGCAGCAGCUUGGUGGCAUCGUCGGGCGGUGGCGACUGGAUGGACGACGUAAGAGCCUUAGCGUCGUUUCUCGAGUCCGACGAGGACUGGGACUGGGUCAAGUCCCUGCAGAUGGCGUAUUAA
Triticum turgidum subsp. durum (durum wheat) is the source of this 738-nucleotide messenger RNA. The record is from the annotation of a GenBank genome assembly. Lineage: Eukaryota; Viridiplantae; Streptophyta; Magnoliopsida; Poales; Poaceae.